Messenger RNA from Aspergillus ochraceoroseus IBT 24754, 1302 nucleotides. RefSeq lists its product as uncharacterized. The record is from RefSeq and is a predicted model, not a curated record. The transcript has 2 exons. The coding region runs from base 1 to 1302 and encodes 433 amino acids. Lineage: Eukaryota; Fungi; Ascomycota; Eurotiomycetes; Eurotiales; Aspergillaceae.
AUGCCUCAUAUCGCCAACACGCCGGAAUCUAUCGUAUCGCGCUCGGAUUCCCGCAAUCCAGCAACAACAUGCACAGGCGUCACGGCUAAUGGCCUACCAUGCCGCCGGGCUCUGCCAUCUCCCGACUCAUCGCCCGCAGCAACGCCUCCCAGACGAGGCGGACGACAAAAUGCGGACCCGGCUUCAUUUUAUUGCUGGCAGCAUAAAGACCAAGCUCCAUCGGUUCCUUUACGAACCAGCUGGAGAGCUGAAGCGGUGCACCCACAACCAAGAACAAGCAUCGACACGUUGAUGGACCGUCUCGGAGUACUCGAGAUAAACGACGUUCAGGAUCCUGAGAAACGCAAGCACCCAAACCGACCAGCACAGUCGCCUCCAAAGAGGAAAGCCAAGCGAACGAUAUUCUGCUGCUUCGAAACUAUAGACGAGGAUGAGCCGGUCCCACCAAAACCAAAUCACAGCCACAGGCCUGCACAUCCCCAGCCCGUGCCCCAAGUCUCCAGUCCGAUCUCCGGACGGCCACAACCACCCCCACGAGCCACACCUGCACCAGGUCCCAGUUCAACCUUUUCUCAAACAAAAUCCCUCCUCUCAUGGAUCCCCUCAGCUCUCCCCCCACAGACCACCUCGCGCCUUCUCACGGAGCUCGCCAAACCAAUCUCCUCCGCCGACGAACCAGGCUACAUCUACAUAUUCUGGGUCACGCCGUCCACAUCGGCUACAUCUAAGCCUCCGUCGCGGGAAAUCGCGUCAUCGCUAAUUCCUGUCGCAAGCGCAGGCGCAGACGCAGAAACACCUGAACAAACCCGUCGAGUGACUGACGCUAUCCGCACAGCCAGGGAACUCAAUACGCGCUCUUCAAACCCAAGGAGUGGUAGUAGUCCCGGCACGGUGCGACUCAAGAUUGGCCGCGCAAGUAACGUGCAACGCCGGCUAAAUGAAUGGACCAGGCAGUGCUCGAACCAUCUUACCCUGAUCCGGUACUAUCCGUAUGCUCCUUCAUCUGCAUCUCCUUCUGCGCACCAGUCACCAAGCGGAAAGGGAAAGAAGGGCAGCGGCAGUGGUGGUGGUGGUGGUGACGAGAUUGUCCUUGAACCAGGGAGGAAAGUCCCGCACGUCCAUCGCGUAGAGCGGUUGAUCCAUAUCGAGCUAGGGGAUAUGCGCUUGCGAGAUCUCGGACAAUGUCAAGAAUGCGGCAAAGAGCACCGGGAGUGGUUCGAGGUUGCUGCGGAGAGGGCGGCGCUGAAGCGGGUAGACGAGUGUAUUCGGCGAUGGGUGAAGUGGGCAGAAAGCCAGAAAUAG